Molecule: messenger RNA, 606 nt
Organism: Penicillium angulare
Lineage: Eukaryota; Fungi; Ascomycota; Eurotiomycetes; Eurotiales; Aspergillaceae
Product: HD domain-containing protein
Exons: 3
Coding region: 1-606 (201 amino acids)
Source: RefSeq, a predicted model, not a curated record
AUGAAUACACACUGCCCAUCAGAAAAAGCAAAAACUCUGAUCAGCGCUCUAGAGCAAUACGGUCAAGGAGACUAUAUUGGCGAAUCAAUCAGUCAACUCGAGCACUGUCUACAAGCAGCCCACCAUGCAAACCAAUCAGGCGCGCGUGAUGAAUUGGUAAUUGCAGCAUUGCUACAUGAUAUUGGCCAAAUCAUCCCCUUGCAAUCUACAACGGAAGUCCGUAUGAAUCUUCUCGACAGUCCGGAAAAUGUCGGCCGCGUAGGCCAUGAAGCUAUCGGUGCGGCCUAUCUACGAUCAUUGGGAUUCCAUGAGACGGUUUGUCAGUUGGUUAAUAGUCAUGUUGCUGCCAAGCGAUAUCUCACAGCUAUCAAUAAUGCGUACUACGCAUCUUUGUCUUCUGCUUCUCAGAAGUCUCUGGCCUUCCAAGGUGGUCCAUUUCAGGGUAGCGAGUUGGAGAAGUUUGAGAAAGACCCACUUCGUGAUGAGAUGGUUGCGCUUCGUUUAUGGGAUGAUGGAGCGAAGCUGGUUGGGGUUGAGGAUACUACGCCUCGAGCGGGAUUUUAUCUCAACAUGAUUGUCAAUCAUUUGUCACAAAAUGCAGCUUAG